AUGAUCGUCACGCAGCCGGUGGACGUGCCGGGCCCAGCGCGGCGGCAAGUUGGCGUCGCGCGCGGGGCUGCCGUGAGCUACGCGUCCGCGCUGCUGCACCGCUCGUCCUGCGACACCGGUGUAGCUGCCGCGCCAAAAGCCGCCGAACCACACCCACCCUCGCAUCUCGACGCGCUUAGGCCGCAGCCUCAGAAGAAGCCCGAACGGCAUAUGCCGACGCAGCAGCAGCAGCCGCCUCAGGCGUUACUGCAGUGGCCCGCGCUGGGCCGACAGUCGCAGGAGCCGUCACAAGCCCAGCCAGGAGCGCAAGGGGCAGUACAGGCUGUGCGACAGGCAAACCCGCAGGAAGGGUCGCAGGCAAUAGGCCCGCAACCACCAUCGCAGCGAGGCGGCGAGCAGGCGACCGACCACGAGUUCGACUUCGACGACGUGUUCGGCCCGUCGCCCGCCUCCUCCAGGCGGCUGUCGUCGUCCACCAGCCUCGACUCGUCGCACGACGCGUCGUCUGGUCGCCUGGCGACGGCGAGCGGUCGCAAUCUGCGCACGGUGGCGGAGAUGGACGAGGACGAUGUGGCGAGCUGGAUGGCCGACGAGCAGCUCGCGGAUCGCGCGGCGGGCGAGGAGCCGCCGGAGGUGAUUACGCACCGCUCGCACUCGCUCGUGGGGCCCGCAGCUAUCACGCCGCGGCAGAGCGUCGCGCGGUCCAGCAGCCGCCGCUCGUCGCUGGACGAACCCGACAGCGCGCGACCGUCGCUGAUGGGAACGUCGCCGUGCGUGCGAUCGAUGGAGUCGCCGAGGAAGGCCGUCGCACGUGCGAUGCUAAAUGCUGGGAUGGCGGCGGAUGAGAGAGAGGAGGCUGCGACAGCAGCGGCCGUGUCAGGGGCAGGAUCAGAGGGCGGUAGGGACAGUGAUGCGAGUGGCGCGAUAGAGGCGAGGAGGGUGGGGCCGGAAGACUUCGAGCUGCUGCGAGUGGUGGGCCAGGGCGCCUUCGGCAAGGUCUUCCAGGUGCAGCACCGAUGGACGGGCGAGAUAUUCGCGAUGAAGGUGAUGAAGAAGCAGCGCAUCCUGGAGCGCAACCAGGGCGACUACAUGCAGGCGGAGCGCGACAUCCUCACCAAGGUGGUGCACCCCUUCGUCGUGCAGCUGCAGUACUCCUUCCAGACGAGCGCGAAGCUGUAUCUGAUCCUCGACUUCAUCAACGGCGGCCACCUCUUCUUCCAGCUCUACCGCCACGGCACCUUCAGUGAGGACUUGGCGCGCAUCUACACGGCGGAGCUGGUGCUGGCGGUGGGGCACCUGCACUCGCGGGGCAUCAUGCACCGCGACCUCAAGCCCGAGAACAUCCUGCUCGACUCCGACGGCCAUAUCAAGCUGACGGACUUUGGGCUGGCGAAGGAGGUGAGGGAGAGCGAUGCGCGCAGCAACUCGCUGUGCGGCACGAUGGAGUACAUGGCGCCCGAGAUCAUCCAGGCGCACGGCCAUGGCUUCCCCGCCGACUGGUGGAGCAUCGGCGUGCUGCUCUUCGAGAUGCUCACCGGGCAGCCACCGUUUUCAGGCGGCAACAGGCAGAAGCUGCAGCAGCGCAUCGUGAAGGAGAAGGUGAAGCUGCCGCAGUACCUCACCAGCGACGCGCACUCGCUGCUCCGCGGGUUGCUGCAGAAGGACCCGGCGAAGCGGCUGGGCAGCGGGCCGCGGGGGGUGGAGGAGAUCCGCGGGCACAAGUGGUUCCGCGGGGUGCACUGGCGGCGCCUCGAGGCGCUCGAGGUCGUGCCGCUCUUCCGCCCCACGGUGACGGGCGGCAAGCGGUGCACCGCCAACUUUGACGAGAUGUGGACGCAGAUGCCCGUGCACGACUCGCCCGCCGGCACACCCACGAUGCACGGCGCCGACGCCUUCUUCCGCAACUACACCUUCACCGCCGCCCCGCCCGCCCUCUCCACCGUUGACAGCGACAGCGACGGCGAGGUGGGCAGCGGCGAGUCGGAGGAGAGCGAGGGAGAGGAGGGAGAUGGAAGCGAGGGGGAGGAGCAAGUGGUGGAGGGGUAG
Molecule: messenger RNA, 2046 nt
Organism: Closterium sp. Yama58-4
Lineage: Eukaryota; Viridiplantae; Streptophyta; Zygnematophyceae; Desmidiales; Closteriaceae
Source: the annotation of a GenBank genome assembly